AUGUAUCGAUUGUUUGCUUUGACGUACUUGCUUGCAACGCAUAUUGCCGGCAGCACAGCUUUCCCACCAUCAAAAACAAUCGAGAAACGUGCUGUCUGUACACCGAGCAGUUAUGGCAAUACAUCAGAGGACGAUACUCCUGCAAUUGCUGCCGCGAUCGCAUCAUGCGGUAAAGGUGGUACCAUUGUGAUUCCAUCCGGCUCAACUUAUAGUAUCAGAAGUACUCUUGAAUUUACGGGUUGCUCCGGUUGUGAAUUGCAACUAGAAGGUACAUUGAAGGCAUCCGAUGACUAUGAGUACUGGAGUGACUACAAGGCGAUCAUCCUCAUUAGCGACAUUACCGGCGCAACUAUCACCUCUACGACUGGAGCUGGUGUCAUAGAUGGUAACGGUCAGGAUGCCUAUGAUGCAUUUGCAGCAGAUAGCUCACUUUCUCGACCUACGCUUGUGUACAUUACCGGUAGCUCGGAUAUCAACAUGUCCGGUUUCAAUGUGAAGAAUCCCCCAAAUGUGUUCUUCAGUAACACCGGAUCUUCCAGCAACGUUGAAUAUGCAAGCUUGACAAUGACUGCCUCAUCAAAGUCCACCAAUGCUCCCAAGAACACUGACGGGUUUGAUGUCGGUACAAGUACUUAUACCACCAUCCGCAAUGUUUAUGUCAGCAACCAGGAUGACUGCAUUGCCUUCAAACCCGGCGCAAACUACGCUACCGUCGAUACUUUGACCUGCGCCGGCACCAACCACGGCGUCAGCAUUGGCUCCUUGGGGGAGAGCGGCGACAGCACCGUGAAGAACAUCUAUCUUACCAAUCUUAGCAUGAGCGGUUGCAGCAAAGCUGCCGGCAUCAAGCUAUAUGCUUCAGGUCCUAAUUACGGAACUGCCACAGUCAGCAAUAUCACUUAUCAAGGUGUAACUGUCAAUGACUGUGACUACGGUCUUCAGAUUCAAAGUUGCUACAAUGGCAAUACAACGUACUGUGCGGAGUAUCCCUCCACUGCGUCGCUGACAGACGUUUAUUUUAAUGACUUCUCGGGUACCACUAGCGGUAAAUAUGGAUCUGUAGUAGCUAACUUGGACUGCUCUGCUGAUAUGACUUGCGAUGUCUAUGUUGAGGACUUUACUGUCAAGCCACCCAGUGGCACGGCUGAAGUUUUAUGUGCAAAUUUUGACGUUAGUCCAGGCGUGACAUGCACGUCUGGAGCAUCUGGUUAG
Molecule: messenger RNA, 1212 nt
Organism: Talaromyces amestolkiae
Lineage: Eukaryota; Fungi; Ascomycota; Eurotiomycetes; Eurotiales; Trichocomaceae
Exons: 1
Coding region: 1-1212 (403 amino acids)
Biological process (GO): carbohydrate metabolic process
Molecular function (GO): polygalacturonase activity
Source: RefSeq, a predicted model, not a curated record